Molecule: messenger RNA, 2099 nt
Organism: Amaranthus tricolor (Joseph's coat)
Lineage: Eukaryota; Viridiplantae; Streptophyta; Magnoliopsida; Caryophyllales; Amaranthaceae
Product: 3-ketoacyl-CoA synthase 11-like
Exons: 3
Coding region: 209-1741 (510 amino acids)
Biological process (GO): fatty acid biosynthetic process
Cellular component (GO): membrane
Molecular function (GO): acyltransferase activity, transferring groups other than amino-acyl groups
Source: RefSeq, a predicted model, not a curated record
AUUCAGUUAAGUAGCUAACUACAUUAAAUGCUUAGUUAGAUUACAUCUCCUCACUUCUCUAAUUUCCUAUAAAGUGUGGUAGUGAGUUACAUGUCUCAAUACCCCAACCAAACUUUCCUUUUUUACCAUACAUAAAGGGGAAUUAAUUAAAAAAAAAAUACAAAUAAGGAAAUAAAAAACCAUUUCUUUGUUCUUCAUUCAACCAUCAAUGACAGAUCAAAAUAAUUCAAACCCAAAACCAAAAAUACCAUUAAAAUUAAAAUAUGUUAAAUUAGGGUACCAUUAUUUGAUCUCCAAUGCAAUUUAUUUAAUCUUGAUCCCAUUAUCAAUUAUGAUUUCUUCAGCUCCUCUUCAAACCCUAAUUACCAACAAAAAUUUAGAAAUUGUUUGGAAUAUUAUGAAACUAAAUUAUAUGGCAGUAGUUUCAUGUCUUGCUUUAUUAAUUAUUCUUGGAACGGUUUAUUUUAUGAACCGUCCUAAACCGGUUUAUUUAGUUGAUUUUGCGUGUUGUAAACCGGAUUCAGCUCGGAAAGUUACUAAAAUGACAUGCAUGGAGAGAAUUGUUUUGUAUGGCACGUUCACUCAACAAAAUAUUGAGUUCCAAAGGAAGAUUUUUGAGAGAUCGGGAGUUGGAGAUGCCACGUAUUUGCCUGAAUCCGUUAUUCAGGUACCUCCAAAUCCGACAAUAAGUGAAGCACGAAAAGAGGCUGAAAAUGUAAUGUAUGCUUCAAUAGAUGAAGUGUUGGGUAAAACGGGUGUUUCAACAAAGGAAAUUGGGGUGUUAAUUGUGAAUUGUAGUUUAUUUAAUCCUUUGCCUUCUCUUUCGGCUAUGAUUGUAAAUCGUUACAAGUUGAGAGGGAAUAUUAUUACCUACAAUCUUGGUGGGAUGGGAUGCAGUGCUGGUCUUAUUUCCAUGGAUCUUGCUAGGGACCUUUUGCAGGUACAUCCGAAUUCGUAUGCGUUGGUUGUCAGCAUGGAGAGCAUUACACAAAACUGGUAUUGUGGCAAUAACCGCUCAAUGUUGAUCCCAAAUUGCCUAUUCCGAAUGGGUGGUGCGGCAAUUUUACUAUCUAACAAGUGCAGAGACCGAAAUCGCUCAAAAUACUGUCUCAUGCAUGUCGUCCGCACACACAAAGGUGCGGACGACAAAAGCUAUAGAUGCGCAUACCAACAAGAGGAUGAAGAUGGUUAUCGGGGUGUCACCCUUUCAAAGGACUUAAUGGCUGUCGCAGGCGAGGCUUUAAAAACCAACAUCACUACUCUCGGACCAUUAGUUCUUCCCAUUUCAGAACAACUCCUUUUUCUCGCCACAUUAGUAGCAAAAAAGAUUUUUCGGUUCCAUAAGAUUAAACCAUACAUACCUGAUUUUAAACUUGCCUUCGAGCAUUUUUGCAUUCAUGCAGGUGGAAGAGCAGUUUUGGAAGAACUCGAGAAAAAUCUAGAACUUCCUCCUUUACUUAUGGAACCUUCAAGAAUGACUCUCUAUAGAUUUGGUAAUACAUCGAGUAGUUCAUUAUGGUAUGAACUUGCGUAUCUUGAAGCCAAAGGAAGAAUAAAAAAAGGUGAUAGAAUUUGGCAAAUUGGGUUCGGAUCAGGAUUUAAGUGUAACAGUGCUGUUUGGCGCUCGUUACAUAGAGUUGAUCCAUGCAAGGAGAAAAACCCUUGGGUUGAUGAAAUUCAUGAGUUUCCUGUGCAUGUACCUCAAGUUGCAACUAAUAUUAUGCCCACCAUUGGAUCUUAAGUCUAGGGCAUAAGUUCGUUUAAUUUGUGGUGUUUAUUUUAUUUUUCACUGCCUUUUAAUCGUUUUUUAAUAUUAGUGGGUGUUCUUUAAAUAUAGAUAUGGGUGAGAAUCAAAUUCUAAAUUAUGUACUAUUUUCUCCGAAAAGAAUCUAGGUUAGAUUCUUGCUAAUGUUCUUCUAGUUCUCUCGUUCCUUAAACGUAACUUGUAUAAAAAAUGGUAUGAGGUCCAAAUGGUUCUCCGAAGUCCUAAUUAAAUAGUAUUAGCGGCAUUUGCUUAUAUUAUAUAUUGUUGUCAUUGUUAGAAAAUGUUCUAAAUUAGGGAAAAUGUUUGGUUAUCGUUUAUGUAUUUAUACUCUUUC